AUGCUCUUCCUCACCACGACCCCACACGCCUAUCAUCGUCUGCAGGAGGACAUUAACCAAGGCAUUGCGGAGGGCAAAAUCUCGUCCCCCAUCACCAACGCCGAGGCCAAGGCACUGCCCUAUCUGCAGGCCGUCAUCCACGAGACGCGGCGGUACCACCCAAUCAAUAUCGGCACGUUCCCCAGAGUGGUCCCUCCCAAUGGCGACACGCUCGCUGGACAAUUCGUCCCCGGGGGCACCAAGAUUGCCGUCAACCAGCGCGGUCUGUUGCGCAACAAGGAAUUAUUCGGCGCCGACCCGGACGUCUUCCGCCCGGAGCGUUGGCUGGGGGUUUCACCAGCCCAGCGCGACAGGAUGACCUCGGUAGUGGACCUGUCCUUCGGACAUGGUCGGUACAUAUGCUCUGGCAAGCCGCUGGCCGUGAUGGAGCUCAACAAAGUCUACCUCUUGCGAGAAUUCGACUUCCAGCUGAUCAACGUGACAAAACCGUGGGUCGUCGAGUUUUACACCAUCCUUUACAUCAGCAAUCAGUGGAUGCGAGUCACGGCGAGGAAGUUCUGA
Molecule: messenger RNA, 561 nt
Organism: Diaporthe citri
Lineage: Eukaryota; Fungi; Ascomycota; Sordariomycetes; Diaporthales; Diaporthaceae
Exons: 3
Coding region: 1-561 (186 amino acids)
Molecular function (GO): iron ion binding; heme binding; monooxygenase activity
Source: RefSeq, a predicted model, not a curated record